This is a messenger RNA of Colletotrichum orchidophilum, 372 nucleotides long. RefSeq lists its product as uncharacterized. Lineage: Eukaryota; Fungi; Ascomycota; Sordariomycetes; Glomerellales; Glomerellaceae. The coding region runs from base 1 to 372 and encodes 123 amino acids. The transcript has a single exon. The record is from RefSeq and is a predicted model, not a curated record.
AUGGCCAGAGAGCCAAGGCAACGAGCCCACUUCUGGCAGCCUUUCCGUCUGCGGCACGCCGUCAACCCAGAGUGCCUAGCGGGCGAGCCUAUUUCCCUUGGUCGCAAUGCACCUUUCGGCGACCGGCAGGUUGUCAUGCACUCUGUGCUUUCUUCUUCCUAUUGGAAGUUGCAAUGGUCCUUGCUAAAGUGUCAGUCCGUCUUGGUCUGGUCUCCGCCUGCACUGCAGGGACGGAUCGACGACGACGCACCAUUCCGAGCCGAAGCCAGGCCAGACGGCGCCAUCUCCUCUCUGGCCGACCACAGAACUCCAAGCUCUCAGGCAAGCACAGCCGAGAAGAUCAACGUGGCUCGUUGCUCCCCGGGACGAUGA